UUCCAGUGGAGAAAAUAUGAUAAUCUGACCUCUUGUGUGCCCUUAAAUGGAAAAAAACAUGAUAAAGUUCCCUCUAGGAUGCCCUUACAGUGGAGAAAACAUGAUAAAGUGAUGUCUAGGAUGCCCUUCCAGUGGAGAAAACAUGAUAAAGUGUCCUCUAGGGUGCCCUUCCAGUGUAGAUAACACAAUAAUGUGCCCUCUUUGGUGCCCUUAAGUGGUGAAAACAUGAUAAAAUGCCCUCUGGAGUGCACUACCAAUGGAGGUAACAUGAUAAUGUGCCUUCUUGGGUGCCCUUAAAUGGAGAAAAUAUGAUAAAGUGCCCUCUAGUGUGCACUUCCAGUGAGGAAAAAAUUAUAAUGUGUCCUCUUGGCUGCCUUUAAAUGGAUAAAACAUGAUAAAAUGCCUGAAAUAGUGCUCUUCCAGUAGAGAAAACAUCAUAAUGUACCCUCUUGGGUGCCCUUAAAUGGAGAAAACUCAAUAAUGUGCCCUCUAGGGUGGCCUUAAAUGGAGAAAACAUGAAAAGGUGCCCUCUUGGGUGUACUUCCAGUGUAGAAAACAUGAUAAUGUGCCCUCGUGGGUGCCCUUAAAUGGAGAAAACAUGAUCAAGUGCCCUCUAGGGUGCGCUUUCAGUGGAGAACACAUAAUAAUGUUUCCUCUUGGGUGCCCUUAAAUGGUUAAAACAUGACAUAAUGCCAGCUGGAGUGCAUUUUCAGUGGAGAAACGGGAUUAAUUGCCCUCUAGGAUCACCUUUAAAUGGAGAAAACAUGAUGCAGUGCCAUAUAGGUUUCCCUACAUGCUAGAAAACAUGCUGUGUGCUGGUGCCCCACCACAUGCAGCUGGUGCCCUUUCUUAUUUUCUUUUUUCCGCCCCUGCCCCUCAGACAGCCUGAGUCCGCCACUGCACACAUGCAUGUUUGGGGGACUUAUUGUGUGGAGACUUUGUGGAGUCUUAUACCCUAUAACUUCCUGACCCUGAUGAAAGCACAAAUUCUUUUACAUUAAAUCCUAAAAGCAGCUGUAUAGUGGAAACAAAUCGGAGACACCAAUUGAGAUGUUAUAUGCCCAAUCAAUUGGUUAAAAGUCAUUCUGGGGACACAGACAUCCAUAAACGCACAGUGGCACUGUUUUUCCAAAUCCUAAUUAAUACCUAAUUCAUAAUUAAUUAAUGACCGACUGGAUAUCUCUAUCCCCCAUCUCUGAUCCAGGCAGAUACAUUUAGUAUCCACUGUAGCUCAGUUGCAUCCAUCACAGCAGAUUGCACAUUGAGAUACACUGGUGUGCAUCACUUGCAGCGCGCCAUUCGGUAAGAAAAGACCAGGUUUCAAUGAUAACGAUGAGACACGGAGCUCAUCCAUAUUAGAGGAGAGUCUUUAAUGAACUCAGACCCGUUAGAGACACUCCUCCUCCUCUCCUCUCCUCCUGCUCCAGGCUCCCUCUACAGCUCCGACGCGCGGGAGGAGAAUAUUCAUCCCAUCUUCAUCUGUAUCAGUCUCAGCAUCCAUCGCCUUGAAGACAAAGAAAGAGAGCGCCGUGCAAUGAAGAUGUGCUCCUCCAAUAGCAGCAGGAGAAGCAGCAGCCAGUCUUAUUAAAAGUCACUGUUUUGUGCAGCCGUGCCCGCCUGGAGGAGAGGCAGACAGGCAGCCGGUCCUAUGGGAGACUCUUCUGAGAUGCGCAGAGAAGAGUGAAGCAGAGGAGCGGUGGUGAGAGAGAGAGAGAGAGAGAGAGAGAGGCGGUGUGUGUGGAGCUGACCAGACGGAAUCAUGUUCGCUCCUCCAGCCGGAGCAGCAACGAGGUGGCAUCAAACUUGAAGAAAGGAGACGUGUAUAUACGUGUGUGUUUCUGCAGCAUCAACCUUUAACUUGCAUCAUUUUACCCCCCCAUCCCUCCUCCAAAAAAAAAAAAAAGAGGCGCUGUCCGUGGUGCUGAAACAGAUCAACUAGUGAAGAAGAAGAGGAGAGGAGGAAGACGCUCUCUUCACUUCGCCCACCUGCUUCUUCUUCUUCUUCUUCUUCUGAGCUCCGCAGGCAUAUUUUGGCAGCUUCAGUAAAAGAACUUAUUACAUUAGCAGCUGACUGUGUGGAAUCAUGUGGAUGAAGAUGAAGAUGAUGGUGGACUCUCUGCGUGUACGGAGAAGGAGGAUGCCCUGGUCCCUCUGGUUCCUCCUGCUGUUUGCCACUGGAGGUCUGGUUCUCUUCAUCCAGAUGGAUCUGUCUGAGUUGGUCCAGCAAAACGGCCCAGCUUGGAUCGGGAGAAUAUUUGAAACCACGAGUGCAGCCAAAAACACAUCAUCAGGCGUGAAGCUCGGAAGCACUCCGCGGCAGUCCAGAGAGACUCUUUCUACGCAGGACAGAGAGAGAAGCAAAUCUGACAAUGAUCAGGACCACCAAGCAACAGAAGGCAUCUUGGCCAGCCCGAUCCCUCCGAUGCAGUUCCCGAACUUUCACGAGAGCAGACUUCUUCCUCCUAUUCCUGGGUCUCUGGAACAGAGUAGACCGGCGCCCACCCCAGGGUCUCGGGAGCAGGACAUGGCCUCCCUUCGUGUCACCAAAAGACAACGCAAACUGCUGAAGACAAGUCCCCCAGUCCACCACAAAACCAAUAGUGAUUCCACGUCCUCUUCUUCUUCUUCUUCCACCUCCUCCUCUUCUUCUUCUUCCUCCUCCUCCUCAUCACCAGUUUCCUCCCCUCCUGCUUCUGGCUCUUUCAACCCUGAUAAGUGGAAAAAGCUCACUGACAUCCAGGUAGCGCGCCGGCAACUGAUGAAGGAGAUGUGCGCCAAGUACAAAAGCAACAUCUCCAAGACCAUCACGCGUCAUCACAUGAGAAACCUCUUCGUGGAGGACAAGUACAAGCUGUUGUACUGCCAGGUGCCCAAGGCGGGCUGUUCCAACUGGAAGAGGACCCUGAUAAUGCUGUCGGGCAAGGAAACCAAUGCUAAGAGCCUUAUGCACGACGCGGUCCACGAUGGCCAUUACCUCAGGGAUCUUAUCAGCUUUGACCAAAAGGGAAUGAUGCUGCGUAUGGAGACCUACACCAAAAUCAUGUUUGUCCGAGAGCCCAUGGAGAGAAUGGUGUCGGCUUUCAGGGACAAGUUUGAAAAUCCUAACAAGUACUACCACAACCUGUUUGGGAAACCCAUUAUCUCCAAGUACAGGGCGAACCCGUCUGCAGAAGCCCUGAAAACAGGCGAUGGGGUCACGUUCAAGGAGUUUGUCCAGUACCUGCUGGAUGUCCACCGGCCCGUGGGAAUGGACAUCCACUGGGAACAGGCGAACAAUCUCUGCCACCCUUGUCUCCUAGACUAUGACUUCAUCGGCAAAUUUGAGAACAUGGAGGAAGAGUCCAACUUUCUCCUGCGGAUGACCGGGGCGCCACCCUACAUCAACCUGCCCAGUUUUAAAGACAGGAACCCAGCCGACAAGAGAACCUCUUUGAACAUCACACAACAAUACUUUUCACAGGUCAGCACGUCGGAGAGACAGCGAAUCUAUGACUUCUACUACACGGACUAUUUGAUGUUUAACUACACCAAGCCUUUUAAAGAUUUAUAUUGACUGACUCCUAUCAAAUCUUGAAUCACAGUCACAUUCCACGUCUGCAUCACUACCAUGAUCUUAACUCACGCGCUCACACGGAUUUUUGCAUCUCAGCACAGACAUCGGAGGGACUGAACGUCCUCUGAAUUCCGCAAAAGCUGCUUUUUAUGCAUACAUUUCUACCAGAUUAUCUUCAUUUUUCAGACAACUACGAGAUGAAAAAGCUUCAUGUGAUAUCAAAUACUCUAAAUUGUCCUGAAAUGGAAGUUAUCUAUUCACUACUAGCACAUGGUGAGGUAGAACAUUAAAAUCAUAAAUGUUAUGCCUCUUAAAAAAACAGUUUAUUAUUGUUCAACAGGCUUUAAACUAUGCCUUUACUGUGAGUCAAAUAGGAUUUGUAAAUGCGUUUAAUGGUUUGAUUCAACAUAGGCGCCACAUAAGUGCAAUUUAAUUAGGAAUGCACCGAUCUGACUUUUUCAGUCCCGAUACCAUUUGGAUACCUGGGUUUUGGGUAUCGGCAGAUACUGAGUACUGAUCCGAUACCAGUGUUUAAUUAAUAAUCUGUAUGCUUCACUAUGUGGAAGUGACUGGGAUCAUUCUUUUAUGUGUAGGCAACAUUAGGCUUGACUUAAACAUCGCUUUCCUAACUUUGUAAAACAAAAUGCAACAAAUAAAUACAUAGAUAUAAAUGUACAAAAUUGUUAUUUAUUAAAAUAAUAGUAUGCACUACCAGAUCGGCUUAUUAACACCAGCUAUUUGUGUCAGUAUCGGACCGAUAUCCAAUAUCAGUAUUGGUGCAUCUCUAAAUUUAAUAUAGGUUCUAAUCACAUUCUUAAAGUAUACAUUAUACACAACAGUGUUGUGUGUAUGUUAUGUAGGUCAGCCCCUAUCACCUACCUUUAGAAUAAUGAUACCACAAUGUAAAGCGUAUUAUGGAUGUAAAUGCAUAUUAUCAUAGUAAAUUAUGGAUAUACUGUAGUUGCUUUAGUCCUUGGUUGACACCCCAGACAAAGAUUAAGUAAUGAUCACUGCCAUGUAUUGCAAUUUGUUCAUUUUGACUCCCUGCAUUUGAAUAUCAAUUCAUUAGAAAUAUUUGCAUUUACUAUUUGACUUUCAGCAGGUUAGGCAUCAGUAUACCUCUAUGUAUCAGUGCAUACUAAUACAUCAUGUACGUGGUUUUACUGAACAUAAACCGCAACAAAAUGAAACACUAUAAAUAGUAUCUUUGAAAUGUGUCAACCACUCGGAGGCUGUGCGCACCUAUUGUAGCAUUUUUGUACUUCUAACUUUGUCGGUUAGGUUUGUGCUCGAGUCUAUAACACAUACAUGUGCUGUAGGUCCGCCGUCACUUAGAGGUAUUUUACUUGGGUGGCUCUUGUUAAAUGCAGGAUAUCCAGGUACUUGCAGGGUACAAAGUGUUGCUGCCAAUAUCUCCUAAUGCCUAUUAGUGUUACAGACUUUCUAAUCAUUCGGUUUCCGGAGUCUGUAGACAGCAUUGGUGAGCAAAUGGGUAAAAAUCAGGCAAAAAAAUCCCCAAAAAACAGAUGUUUAGACUUGGUUUCAUUAAAGUCUAAAAUGGAUGAUUUGGACAUUUUGAGAGGAUGAGAAAAAGAAAAGAGGGUGCCCAAAUUUCUCCAUCUAUCACAUUAAACACCGCCUGAACAGCUAUCACUUAUCUCACACCAUGCCCUCUUUAUGUAUCACAUCUAUUCCACACCACCCAUAUAGGCUUUUUUUCUGACACUACUGUGUACAAUUGUAUAAUGGGCAUUCAGAUGACUAUAUAUUUUUCUAUGUAUUUCUAAAAUAUAUAUAUUCAGUGCUUAUGGUGAAGGUAUGUUAAUUUCAUUUUUUGAUGUCAUUUGUUGUUCUUUCAGUAAUAACAGUGUAGAGUUGUUGUGUAUAACAGAAGAAGAGUUUCUUUCCAAAACAAAAUAUCCACCAGCUGAAAAACCACAAGUCUAACUCUCAAAGAGACUAAAUGACUGCAAACAUUUGCGGUGCCAGAAGAUUAUUUAGUUUGGUUGAUGAAUUGAUACCACUCGGUGCUUUGGAGGUGGCGAAAGAUGUUUGUUUUUUUAAUUUUAUGAAAAUGGAUAUAUACGUUUUUGGAAAUUAGCUCUUUAAUUACUUAUACCUGAUCUGUUUGGUCUCUCAAUAUGAUAAUAGACCCUGUACAGAUGAGCUGCAUUCCAACCUAGUUACCCAUCCUGGCUAAUGACAUUUUUACCCAUAGCAACUCCACUGUGCGUGUGCGUGUGCGUGUGCGUGUGCGUGUGGUACUGAAAGAGCUGUUUACAAUCGGUUUUCCUGCAUCUUUUGUAAACACAUACUGCUAAAAGACACAAAUUGAAGGUACAGUUUUCUGUGUGUAACAUUACUAGACUGCUAUAUUCCCAACACACCACCCAACUGGCACUGAAAUCAGAAAACUUUUUUUUUCUUAAGUACCACUUGAAGCAAGUCAGAUCCCAUGAAAAUGUGCACUCGUGUACACUGCACAGAGAUUGGCAAUUCUUAGAUCCUGAGCACUCAAACCUUUUGAAUUCAAACCUUUGAAAACAUGUUUAAGAUAUAAUAUGAAGGUAUAAAAUGAACAGAACCAUUCAUCAGAUAAUCAUGUGCUGUUCAUCUCCAAGGUUAUAUUGACCUCAGCCAAGGUUUCUUUCCUAAUGAAAGUUGAGAUUAAUGUGCAGUGAGUGCGAUGAAGAAGUGACUACAUAUGAUGAUGACUAGGACACCAAAAUAAUAGAAGCAAAUUAAUACAUGUGGGGGGUAAAUUUACACAGAAAUACAAAAUAAAAAUAAAUGAAUUAAGAUAAUAAGCUACAACCAAAGUGGGUAGCAGUAUAUUUUUUAUGAGGGCACGAUGCAAAGAUGAGAUUUAUCUAUUAUGAUGCGGGGAACAACCUAUGGCUAGUCUCCUAUAAAGUAGCAGUCACUAUUCAGCUAUACACUUUGCAGCUCACUGGAAAUGUGUUUUAUGUAACAAAAUACUUUAUAAAGAGACGUAUUUGCCUAUGAGUAAGGGGAAAUUUGUAUUUUAAUCUAUACACACUAUAAUCUUUUCAAGAACAAUUUUGGUGGUAGUACCCUUUCACGGUGAUGGUAAUUGUAUGAACUUUUGUCAGUAUACUGUGUUGGCUUUUGCAAUUCCAAAAUCUAAUCUUUGUUUAGGUUGCGGUCGGAUUCUAUGUAGGUAUAGCCGAGAUCUGGCCAAAACAGCUACUGCAUUAUGAUGAGUAUUACUCUUGCAAAUACUCCGUCCCUGCCCCGCCCCGCUAAAUAAAGUUUUCUUGGUAUGUGGGUGUAUGGACAGAUUUAUCAAAAGCGUAAUUACAGUAACAAGUGAAUGUAUAACUGUUUAUUGUUGGUGCAAAAGUGUAUAAAAUAUGAUCUUAAGCCCUUUGCCUUAUUUUACACUGCCAAUCAAAUGGUGUAUUUCAGGAAGACAUUCUUCAGGAGGUUAUUAUUUCUGGCUGAUGAGUGUCUACCAAUAAAUUGUCUUUAGCAUUUUCAA
Messenger RNA from Sebastes umbrosus (honeycomb rockfish), 7055 nucleotides. RefSeq names its product carbohydrate sulfotransferase 8-like. Gene Ontology annotation, cellular component: membrane. Gene Ontology annotation, biological process: carbohydrate biosynthetic process; proteoglycan biosynthetic process. NCBI's taxonomy places the organism in Eukaryota, Metazoa, Chordata, Actinopteri, Perciformes, Sebastidae. Bases 2084 to 3553 code for a protein of 489 amino acids. The transcript has 5 exons. Gene Ontology annotation, molecular function: sulfotransferase activity. The record is from RefSeq and is a predicted model, not a curated record.